Messenger RNA from Suillus bovinus, 2061 nucleotides. RefSeq lists its product as uncharacterized. Gene Ontology annotation, molecular function: protein binding. The transcript has 10 exons. The coding region runs from base 1 to 2061 and encodes 686 amino acids. Lineage: Eukaryota; Fungi; Basidiomycota; Agaricomycetes; Boletales; Suillaceae. The record is from RefSeq and is a predicted model, not a curated record.
AUGGUUACAACAAGAUCGGCCACUCGUGUAGUCGGUAAUGACUCCACAAGAGCAACGGUCUCAAAUCCAGGAAGGCUUGUCCCUCAAGCUAGUACUAGUGACGAGGAUUCAGAAGACCCUGAUAUUGCUCCGUGCCACGUCAAAAAAAGAUCCAAGAAACGCGCAGGUCAUCGCGUCAAAGCAAAGUUGAAGCGCCGUGGACGACUCGACCUAAUGCCUACCAUGAACUUGGAUAUUCUAUAUCAUAUACUUAGCUUUCUUCUUCCAAUGGACCUUUUGAAUCUAUCCCGAACCAGCAAGGACUUUCGGAAUUUAUUGCUGCAGCGAUCAUCCGCUUCUGCUUGGAAAACUGCCCGUCUCCAGGUUGAUGGCCUUCCCGAUUGUCCCCAAGACAUGAGUGAACCACAGUAUGCAAAUCUUGCUUUUUACCCACAUUGCCAUAAUUGCGACAGGGUUGUCCGAUCUGUUUUAUGGUCACUUCGGGCACGAUACUGCCCCAGAUGCAUCGGUGAAAACACUAUUGAUCAAUGGAGCGCAGUGAGCCGCUUCCCAUGGACGCUAAAUUUCAAUUCGUAUGACUUACCUCAUGCAAUUAUAUACGGACCGGGGCGACCAAAGCAGCUGUUUUCCAAGAAGGCAUUCGAUGAACUACGUGCCGAGUUCUCGAAGACGCCAGUGGACGAGAUGGCAGCUUUGUUGCCUAAGAAGCAAAAGCAUGCCGCUGAGGUUAUGAAACAUGCAGAGCAAUGCCAGCAGUGGUCAGAGUCCGUCGCAAGUUCUCGCAAAGACGAACUUGACGCCAUCAGACGCUCCCGCCAGGACGAUAUCGUGAAUCGCCUUACUGAAGCAGGCUACAAGCCUGAGUUGGACUAUGUGAAUAGAUUCUGGUUGCAAGACCAACUGGGGACAUCUUUCAAGGAACCAAAACCUCUUAAUCAAAAAUCGUGGGAUCGUAUGCGCCCAGAUUUGAUUACAGCGCUCGAUAAUGUCAGGAUGCGUCGCAUAGAAGAUAAAAUUUACGGUCCUCGGCGCCAGAUUCUGAUGGAUGAAUACAACAAGUACCUCCAGGAUCUCCCUCCCCCGAACGCAGCAUUUGACCUGAUGCCACACGCCGUCGACGUUGCAGAUUUCGAGCCCUUUAGAGUUCUCAUCAUGUCACCUGAAUCAGCAACAGUUACUGCGACUUCAUUCGUCUCUGCUUUUCAGCAGCUGCCGAACUUUGUUUCCUCCUGGAGAGCCAAAAUCGAUCGCGAAUUUUUAGACCUGAUCCGUUGUCCAGAAAGCCAGGGUGAUGUCGGAAAACAGCAGGAUGCAGAUUGUUUGCAGCUGGCAACUGCUGCAUUCGUUGUGGAAUCUGGCAGUGAUCGUCGUCUACUUAUGUAUCCCGAGGUGCUCUCGUGGCCUGGAUUUUUCGCCCCGGCACCUGUCACGCUGCAUGACGAGAUUUACCUUCUACAAGUGAAACAGUUUGGGUGUCGGAUGUGGUCGGCCGUUAGACAUUCUCCUCGGAUCAGUGUUUUCGAGGGAACUGCAGCUAUUGUUCAGGCCGCUAAUCUCGACCCGAAGACUACGCGUCGAGAGCACAUGGAUGAACUGGAUACUCGCUUUGCAUGCGGAAAGUGUUCCACGCCAGGCAGAAAGGUGGUUAUGACAUGGGACAUGGCGGUGAUGCACAGCUAUCGCCUGCACAGAGAUCUGCAACCUGAAGAGAUUAAGUGGGCAAUGAUAGAGGGUGACGAGUUGCAAAAUGUCAAGGAUUAUGAGAAAGAAGCCAAAUCUCCUGCGAAGGCAGAUGCUAUCGUGUAUUGCGCCUUGUGUCAGCAUCAUGUGCGCGAUGCCCUGUCACUUACUUCCAUUCAGAACCAUCUGGCUGAGAUCCAUGGGAUUCCCUCGAAUGAGGUCGAACAGGGCACACACUACAUUCCUGACCGCAAUUCAACAUCCGUGAUCUCUAUGGUUGUGGACAGCGACAGCAAGGUAUCAAACCACGCCGACCAUCGCUUAGUUCCGUCAUACUCUAGUGGUGUAGAACUCCUAUACUGGAAAAGUCACUUGGUCUAG